AUGUCUGUCUGUCUUGCUGUUACCAAGAGUAUCGCUGUCUCCUCGUUAGGUAUCUAUGCUGGUAUCGUAACCACCUCCACCGUGGUCUCGUAUAUAACUCCUCUGGAUGUUAUUACCAAACAUUUGAGUCCCGUUAUUUGUAAACUGGGUGAACUAGCUUCUGCUUUGGGUCUAGUUUCUUCCGGUUUCUUCGCUGCCAGUUAUUUUGGUGCUCCAGAACAACUGAGACAUCCCUACCUGCUAUACGGAGCUCUGGUGGCUCCAGUGUCUGCUGCUUAUCUAUGGGCGAUCUCUCGUUGUAACCACAAGUACUACAACAAGAGACAUUGUGAACAGAAAAAAGCAGAGUCACCUCAGUUGAACGAAUCCGUUGUCGAUUUAGGUAGAGACGCACCAGCUGGUCACCCAGCGAUUACAAACGAUGGUGCCAAAUGUCCAUUUGGCAGUGCAGCUGCUAAUAACGAGCCGGCCUCGAAUGAUGCCCACAGACCAGUUAACUGCCACCGCAAAAUCGUAUCCCACCUAACGCUAAUCACUCUAGCCACUAUCGCAGGGUUUGUCGCGUCGGUCGUCGGGGUCUACGGAGAAGGUCAGUUCGCCUAG
Torulaspora delbrueckii is the source of this 603-nucleotide messenger RNA. RefSeq lists its product as uncharacterized. The coding region runs from base 1 to 603 and encodes 200 amino acids. Gene Ontology annotation, cellular component: mitochondrion. The transcript has a single exon. The record is from RefSeq and is a predicted model, not a curated record. Gene Ontology annotation, biological process: autophagy of mitochondrion. NCBI's taxonomy places the organism in Eukaryota, Fungi, Ascomycota, Saccharomycetes, Saccharomycetales, Saccharomycetaceae.